This is a messenger RNA of Lathyrus oleraceus (garden pea), 1099 nucleotides long. RefSeq lists its product as uncharacterized. The coding region runs from base 109 to 678 and encodes 189 amino acids. The record is from RefSeq and is a predicted model, not a curated record. Lineage: Eukaryota; Viridiplantae; Streptophyta; Magnoliopsida; Fabales; Fabaceae. The transcript has 4 exons.
AACUUGAAUAUUCCCAAUAUCAAUAGAGUUUCAUGUAUUUCAUCUCGCUACAUACCAAAUUUAGGGUUUCAAUUAUAAAUCUCUUUGUAGAAAAAAUCAUAUAGUAACAUGUCUUCAGAUGAUCCGCCUGCGUGUUGCCAUGUCUAUAAUUCAGAUGAUAAUUGUGGAAGCAUGAGCAACGAAACUGCAAUGAAGAUUAUUCGGGGUAUGGUGUCUGGAAUUGGUGAAUAUUCAGUUAAGAGAAAGAAAUGUGCGAAGAAAUGGCGUACUGAUAAUAUCCCUGCUAUGAAAAUUGCGAAUAUCGCUCAAGUUACCAAUGUUGCUAAUGCUGGAAAUCAACCCAUAAAUAAUGGAAAAGUUGUUAUUCAUGAUAUUAAGGAAGAAGUUGUUGAUACUGCAGAUGUUAAUAGACUAAUGAAGGAGAACGUUAUGUAUGUUGAAAAGUGCGUUGCAAAAAAAACACGUGGCAAGAAGAAAUCUGUUGGCAAAUAUGUGGAUAAGAAAGAUAAACAAAAAUCUGUAGCGAACGCAUGGGUCUCAAAUCAAGUUAUCGAAGAAUUGGUCAUUAGGGUUAAACAAUAUUCUUGGAAGAGCAACAUAGGAAAUGCAAAAACCAACGCAACUAAUGUUAUGGAUUAUGGUAUUCAUGUCAUCACUUUUCUAUCGUUGGGACUAUAGAAAGGAAGCUAUGUUUGACAACACCUCUGAAAUGUAUGCUUCUGGCAGCAUAUCCCAGUGAACAUAUCAAAGCAAUGUUUUGGUAAAAAGCAAGAUGUUAUAAAGAUGAUCGACAUUGAAGAUUGGAAAGGUUAUAAUUGUGUUCUUCAUAGAGCUUUGCCGGAUUCAUAUGAGAAGAAUAUUGGCCAUGGAUGGUAUGAAUUUUCCAAAGAGAAGAAGCUUGAAGUCGAUGACGUGUUAUAUUUUAGCAUGAUCCCUAUGGAAGAUUAUAUGUCUGCUCAUGUAAUAAGGGGUUGAUAUAUGUUGUUCCAUUUGAAAUAUUUGAAUGCAAGUAACUGUUCUGAGAGAAUUUUAACGCCGAAGUUGUUAUAAGUACAAACUGUUAUUAUAUGAAUCAAUAUAAGCACCUUAUUAUUGUUGA